This is a messenger RNA of Candidozyma pseudohaemuli, 7272 nucleotides long. RefSeq lists its product as uncharacterized. The transcript is spliced from 2 exons. The coding region runs from base 1 to 7272 and encodes 2423 amino acids. The record is from RefSeq and is a predicted model, not a curated record. Lineage: Eukaryota; Fungi; Ascomycota; Pichiomycetes; Serinales; Metschnikowiaceae. Gene Ontology annotation, cellular component: endocytic vesicle; Golgi apparatus; membrane. Gene Ontology annotation, biological process: retrograde transport, endosome to Golgi; intracellular protein localization; endocytosis.
AUGCCACUUCACCCCGUUUACAGCGAUGAAAAUGACAUGCAAGAGAGGAUGCUCGAACUAGAGCAAGAACUCUUAGAGUUUCAAAAAUCCAGUAAGGAGUUGGAGGAGGCUCUCGAGGAUGAACUUAGUGAGCUCGAAAACAAAAACAAGCUACUAGUUACGCAGAUCAACGCGAAGGAUGAGAAGCUACAACAACUCACAUUACAAUUAAGUGACGCUAAUGCAGAAAUCUUCAGGAUCCAAGAAGUACUGGCUGAAGAUAAAGUUAAGUUGGAGAAAGAGAUUCUUGCCCUCAAGCAGAAGCUUGUCGAGGUCGAGAUUCUGAACGAUGAUAUGGGUAUGAACGACAGGAUACUUGAGAACAACCUCCAUUUUGCAAAGCUGCUAAAUAACGAUUUGUUGGAGAAGCUAGCAUUAGUCGAGAGCGAUUUGGAGACGGAGAAACAAAUCAAUGCCCAGCACAAGCUCCGCAUCUCCAAUCUUGAAUCCGAGACCCUUCGACCUCUACCCAAAGCUCGUCAUCUGCAGCAAGUAAAGCCCAAAUCCAAGCGCCAAAGUGUCGCAAGAAGUAUUAUGUCCGUGGCGGACACUACAGCUGAUGGAACGAUUCUCGAUUUGAAUGAGUUCCUUGCAUCCGCACCUCCAGAAGCCAUUCAUCCCAACAGCAAUAUACCAAGGUCAGGCUCUCGAGGAAAAAUCCAUGAGCAGUAUCUCAGGUCCGAGGAGAUAGUACAAAAAGUUGGUCAAAUGAGCCAUUAUCUCGGCUUGAAGUCAAACUCAACAAUUCAGGUUUCAGAUCACGAAGUUCAGACGCCGCCUUCCGACAAGGAGACUCAUGGACAGCUUCCAAUGCCUGUUGAAUUCGAAAAACUCAUUGCAAGCUUCGACAAGGAGGAGGCAUUUGAGUAUGCUAGUGAAUUGUAUCUCGAGCUCAACAAUUAUGCAGCUGCAGAAAAGGAAAUCAACUACCAAGAAGUAUGGACCAACUUGACGCGAUUAGUCCAUAGCUACUGCGGGCUGAAACAAACUGAAGUCGAAUCUAAGAGCAAGUCCAAAGCCUCGGAAGAAGAUCAUAAUCUCAGGCAGAGGGGAUCUUUGAAUGUGUUCAAACUCAUCUCAAAGAAUCUCAUCAUUGUGCUUGCGAAGCUCACUAACAAGAUAUAUGACACAGCCAACGACCUCCUUCCUUUCCUCACACUAACAGAUACCGGCUACCUUACGGCGGCUGGUCGAGUUGCUUCGGUCUUGCUCAUUGAUCUUUUUGAGACCUAUCCGCAUCAUUUGACAUCGCUUCUCAAUUUUGGAGCUACUGUGACCUAUAAGUUGAUCAAGAAGAAUUCGUCUUCUGAUGCUAACAUAAUAUAUCUUCUUGACACAAUCUUGAAAAAUGCUCUGAAAGCUGACAUCGAUGAUAAGUUUCAAGCCAAAUUGAUCAAGUUGUUCCUGAAGGGUAUCAUGCUGAGCACAUUGUGGAGCAGGGAAAAUGAGGUGGAAUCGAAUACUGGCUCUGUCAAACAAGUGGAAUAUUACCUUUUGGGAUUCAAGAGUCUUCUCAUUUUACAGUCGUCCUCUCAUUACGAACAUCUCCUUGAAUUUUCAGCUUCGUCGACGUCGGGCUCUAAGAUGAAACCUGAAGCCAUCAUGGCCCAACAGCACCAAUAUCAGACCACUCUUUUAGCAACUCACAAAAAGGUUUUUGAUUUUGGUUUUUCUUCUCAGUUUCCGCUGAUAAGACACGCGACUGUGAUCCUCUUGGCCCAUGUACUUCACAACUUUGUUGAUACCGGAAGAUUCAGCGCGAUAGAGUACCUUGUUGAAUCAUACCCACUUCCUAGUUUCAAGAAUUGGAGCAAUCAAGCCACUCAUAGACUUGACAAUGAUGUCGAGCUUGGCUCUCCCGCUAAAAAGGAUCACAACGUUAUUUCCAUCCACGAUAGUGAAGGUUUGAUCAACGCCAGCCUCAGUCAAAAAAAUCAAAGAUCAGGAAUAGCGGAAUCAUUGGUUUUAUACUUGCAAUUACAGCAAUUUCAAGAUUGGAGCUAUAUUGCAUCAUCCAUCUGUACGAUUCUCGAUACGAUUCUUGCAAAAUUCGGUGGAUUGGAUGACAGCCGUCAUAUUCCAACUUCUGAGUGGAAUUUUGUUUUAUCUCAGUGGAUGAUAAUUGUGGAGUUUUUGAUUAAGGAAAGCGGCGCCUCGGUUCAUGAGGUCGUGGCUCAAUAUAUCGUUAAUCGCUUCUCUGCUUCUCCCGAGGUAGGGGGAAUAUCCCGAUCUGCUUCUCCCGACCCAAGACUGUUGAAGUCUCGUAACGAGAGUAAGCUCUUCAACUUUAAAUCAAGCAAAAAGUUGAAAGCUAAGGGGGUCGAAAACAACCUCAUCGCCCCGUACAAAAAUCCAUAUCAGUUAUCCCUUCUACUUCGGGUAAUCAACCUUCUUAUUCCAUACGCGAUCAAUUUUACUUCCUUGGAUGUGCUGCACCCUGAUGGUGCUAAAGAGGAUAACGAUGUUAAAUCAGCAAACGAGAGCCAGUCUGUUGUUCUCGACGGUGACAGUGCACUUCCUGCCAGGGGAAAUGAUUACAUCAGCAACCUUCUUCUAUCGUUGCUCGUCAAUGACUCUGAACAAAUCAGAAACAGUGCUACCGCAUCUCUUUUACUAUACGCUGAUGUCAAUAUGUCUCACAGUAACAGUUUGAUUCUUCAACUAUUCCAUUUGGUUACACUGGAGUUGAAUUCGGAGACUCAAAAAGAAACCACUUCUUCGGAUAACAACGUCUCUGGUUUUCAAGCUACAAGACUUUUCAGCUACGCUCUUGCGUUGCUGUCUUUGAUCAAACAGGCGGACUCGACCCUUUUACAGAACUCAACUAUUGCGAAGAUUUUAAGUUUCUGUACUCAAAAUUUGAAACACAGCAGCAGCGCCAACAAGAAAUUUCUCAGCAACGCUGCAUGUUGGAUUAUCAUGUCUAGUUUAGUGACUUUUAAUGAGACAUCCGAAUUUGUCAAGUUGAACUCGUCGCAAUUCUUGGUGUUUUGGAAAAAUCUUUUGACUUCACAAUUUGUGAACGCAGAUAUUGGGAAUUUGUCCGACACUUCUCAACUCAACGAGGUUAUGAAUAAUCUAAUGUUGCGCUCCCUAAGCCUUAUAUGCUUGCACAACUAUAUUGGAUCUGUUCAAUCAUCGAAUGAGCUUUCAAGGCUGCUUCAAUUUUUGCUUGUUAAAUCAUACAACUAUCUCACCUACUUGGAGUCUACAUUUGAAGAAAUUGGUGCUUUGACUGCUUUUAAUGCACAGCCUUUCAAUGAGAGCGAUUUCAAUCCAAACCUUGUUAGCAACCUCAUUUUUUCAAACUUCAACACGUCCAAUUUGUUACCACCACAACAUCGCUUGAUAAGCUUGAUACUUUAUAACAAGAAGGUUGUUCUACAGGGCUUUAUAAAACUUGCGCCUUCUCUUAAACGUGAUGUGAACUCCAGUCUUGUCGUGUUCCUCACGAGGGUUUUUGCUGACGCGAAAGGCUUCUCUCGUUUACCCUUGACAGAUGCCAAGAAGGACAAAAACAAGACUAGCAAGAGCAAAUCUUCACAAGGUAGGGCUCCUCAUGACAACGCGUUCCUCCUUGAGCUAGAUGAGGACUAUAACUACAACUUUGGAGUCACAAGUGGGCUUAAAUCUGCGAUUAAGGGAUCAACACCCCAACCAAACACAGCUUUUGGUAGUACUGAUACACUGGACAAUAACUCUGCGAACAAAGAUUUUUUGGGAUGGCCUACACUGUUUGAGGUAAAGGUAGAUGAGAUAUCUUGCCGAGGAUUUAAUAAUGAUCCUGCCGCAUUUCUUCUCAAAGACACGCUGAAUUCAACAAGCCAUGCUACAGAAAUACUCACCACAAUCGUGGAUAAGUCCAUUGAACUUUUCCAAUACGUUUUUCCCAACUUGACUUUCAAGAUCCAGUUCUCGCUUCUCGAGCAGCUCAGAGCAUCUUUGACGCAAACCAAUAUGGACCCUUUGAGACGGUUAGCCAUUCAAGUGAAUGAUACCUUCGCUCUUAAUGGAUUACUCAAAUACUACAGUGAAUCAGGAACUUCAAUGGAUGCGCAAAUACUUACUGCGUUGAUCGACACAGUUGAGAAAAUUGAUCUGGACAAUCUACAGCUCAACAAUUUGAAUGCGCAAACAGUUGGAAUGGCAUCAGCAAUGCUUUCAAAAGCUGACGUUGAAAGUAUUGUGGCUCGCUACGUCAAUGAGAUUGUGACACAAUCUGCACCUUCGGCGAGAGGAAGGGUACUCAUGUAUCUCGCUCAAAUCUACAAGUACAGCCAUGCUGGCUAUUCUAAUACCCUCGAUGUUGUACUUCAGCUCAUCAAGGACCCAAAUCCAAUCAUGGAGCAUUACGCUUCUAGUGCAGCUGCCACUUUGUUGGAGAACUCUUUGGGUAACGAGAUCUUGGUGAAGUCUUUGAUGGAGCAAGUUUAUUCAAACAUUUUGAAUGACGAUUUCGGCAUGAACCUUGAUAAUGAAUACCUUGUCAAUCUUCGAUCAUGUCACAAUUCGUUUGCUACUUAUUCGAGGAUCGUUUCCUAUAGUGUUACUUCCCUUGGUCCUGCGCUCAAGAAUUGUGAUACCGAAGUCAGGCAAAAAAUUCGAAACUUACUCAUCCUUUUUGCUAAUGGAAUUGGAAGCGGCGACUCUGAUGAAUAUGUCAACGUUGUGAAAAGUCUACUUCUCACCUUCCAAGAGAUCCUCAUCUUUGAUCCGUGCUUUAUUGAAGGUUUCACUAACUGGUUUCAUCUCGAGACUGUGGCGAUCGUUAAAUCUAAUGCCAAAGUUGGAGUCGGGCUUUUGGGACCAACGUCCCCAUGUCACGAGUCCAUUUUUCCCGUCUCGACCUCCAUUGAGCUCUACGAUUUAGCUUUUGGCAGUCUCCUUGAGAUGACGAAAGUGGGUGUAUCAACAUUGCAUAAGGAGAAUGUAAACUUGGCUUGGAUAGCGAUGGAACUUAAUCCAUGUCCAUCGUUGAUAGCCUUGAUUAAGUACUGGGUUGAUUCAAAGCCCGAAAUGGUGUGGUUCUCACAGGUGAACGCUCUUUUCAAACUGUCGGCUAGAAAACUUACUGGUCCCUUCCUUGAGCUUAACUACCAAGUGAAAUUGCUACCACUCACGCAAAGGCAAAAGAAGAAGAAUAGCGGCAAUAUUGACUUGAAGGAUGACGAGGUUCGGAAUAUUGUCAACGAGAGCCAAGAGACAGACGACAAGAAUGAACCAAUCACCUGGGAGUUCCGUCUGUUUUUGUAUGAUAUUAUCAUACAGAUAUUGACUGCAGCUGAAAAGAACCCGACGCUCACGUCUUCUCUCACUAGCAAGAUUCAGGAAAUUGUACGGAUGUCUUUUCUUGGAACUACUUCCCCAAUUCCAGCAAUCAAUUUGAAGGGUGUUGUUUUGCUUGAUAAGGCUCUCACGCUUUUUGGUCAUCUCGAAGACCCAGUAUACCCUGGAAUCUCCAUAUUGGAGCAACAACAAGCCCAGGUUAUAAGUGCACUUGUUCCGUGCUAUGGACCACAAAGCAACGCAAAACUUAUUGUUAACGCGAUCAGUGUUUCUUCGAAGUUCAUUAACUUGCCUAGGAUCAAGUUUUAUUCGAAGCAAAGAAUCCUCAAGACUUUGAUUUGUCUUCUAGAGGAAGUGUCCUCCAACAAGUUCUUAAAGUUCACUUACUUGGAAGCGAUGUCUGAAUUUAGCAGAAAAGCAAUUCAGCUUUCUAUUUUGAACUGUUGGGCCGAAGUCCGAAUCGACAUGCAGAACACGUCCGACGAUCCAAAUGAGGAAUUCAGCUCGAUUGUUGCCAAAUAUUCUGAGUUGUUGAUCUCUCUAUGGAUCUUGGCAUUGAACGAUCUUUCAACACUUCGCUACACACAGCCUUCCAGUCGUGAGAUUGAACUCUACACGGAUUGUUGGCUAAACUUUGUGGAGGUUUUGACUAUUGAGCUUGAACAAGAUCCAGAGAGGGUUACCAAGCUUCUUGAAGAUGACUCCAAAGACUUCUUCUUUGUCUUAUUCUGUCAAUGCACAGAGUCGUUGAUUAAGUCACACAAUACAACAAGGGUUCUUCUGUCCGUGAAGCGCCUUGUUACCAUUCCUGAACUCGUUGACAAUCUUUUGUCGGAUGAGGUGUUUGGUGAAGUCGUUGAUUUGCUUGACCGUCUCGUUCUCGUCGAGGAGGAGACAGAAGCCAGAGCAGAGGUAAUUGAUAUCGCACUGAGUUUAUCCAGAGUUUACCUGGAAAAAGCUACAACCGAAGAUAGAGCCGACAAAUUGUUGGAGCUAUUGCGAGUCGUUAUGCUUCCGCUUUUCAGUAUAUUUGCCUUUUUGAAGGACGAUUAUGAUCCUGAAGACGUUGUACAGCAAGUGGCAUUGAAGACUUGCAACUCCGCCUCAAACUUGUUGAUUCUCAAGAAGCUGCUUUCUGCUGUCAUAUCAAUGCUAAACGGUUUCCACGGAGAUGCUCAACUCAACGUCAGCUCCUGUUUGUUCUCCUUAUUCGCAAAGUUCUACGAACAUGACGAUGACAACCUAAUUGGUGUUAUUCUCCCAUACUUGAAGCUUGCUAUCAACAAGAUCGAAAGCGAAAAAGCCUCGCUAGUCAAUUCAUUUUUCGGAAUACUUCGGAAACAGGGAUUUUUCAAUUCUACCAGCAAUAAGAAUAAUCAUGUCAUCACUGUGGUUCUUUUGCUCACAAAUAGCGAGAUUACUCUUGAUUACAAUGAGUCAAGAAUUCUAGCUAAUGCAAUUUUAGGAUUGGUGGAAGAUUCAGAGUAUGCCUCAGCGGGGAUUCAAUCCAUCAAGUCUCUUUUGAGACAAUCAGAGAACCCCCUUGGAUCUCUCGUUGUUAAAAAUAUUCUAGAGAAGCUUUUGUUACAUUUGGCGGGAGAUGGUGAGGACAUGAAAAUCGACCUCCGCAUAGCACUUGAAAUUGUCAUUGUGUUUUCCCAAUCUGAGGCGAUCAGGAAUGAUUUGGGGAAAAGUAUCUCCCUUUAUGCGGCACUCAUACCACUCCUCGUAAAACACGCUGCCGCAGGCACGAUCGAUGAGGACUACCUACACGGUAAAACGGUGCUACUUUUGAAUAAGAACUCCGAAGCCUUCAAGACCGUCGUAAACGAAUACCUCGACGAAGACCAAAAAUCCAAAACUGAAAGAUUGGUGAAAAGAAGCUCUACAUCUAGCCAGGCUGAUUUGGCCAAUGACUCGGCCAUUGAAUUGAAGACUUUCGGGUAG